ACAUUGCUUGCAUUUCUUUUCAAAGAGCACAUUAAACUUUACUUUUAUGGAGAUAUACAGAACUGUUCACAUCAGAGCGAACCAAAACAUGGAUAUUAGAGGUCAAUUUGCUCUCCAAGUACAAGAAAAUUUGUCUGCAAGCCACUUCUCAGAGAUUUUGAUCAUAUUGGGUUCUGAAUCUAUUCCUAUUCUCUUACUGCCACCAAGAUCGCACAAUUGCGUCGUCCAGGGUUUGCCUUAAGAUUUGUCUUAGCAGCCUGCAAAGUCUUUUUUUCACACAAGUUUUGUAACAUCUGAUUGGUGGACAGGGAUUGUUGUUCUCUCGAUGUCGAACCUGGCAAAGUUCCUGGUUUGGGCUUUUGCUUCAGAUCAAGCUUGGAGCCUCCUCCCUCGUCGCCCUUCUCCCACCCCUUCCCCUUCAUCCAGAUCUCGAACCCUCGUCUGGCGCCUCCGGAGAACGGAGAGGAGAUCCUCGACGGAGAUGGGAGGUGGAUUCACGUGGGGGAUCCUCCUCGCCCACGCCGGCUAUGCCACCAGUCAUUAUAGAGCGAUGCUAAAGAUCGUGGAGGAGUUCGGGAGUCCUCCUAUGAAUGCUUUGGUCGAGAUCCUGCUGGGGUUAGCUUUAUCCAUACAUCCUGAUUCUGAAGAAAAUAGAUGGACUGCUGCUGCAAGACCCGCUGCUUCAUUCUCUCCACCAUCUUGGUAGAUCUCAAGCAAUUAGAGAACCUUGCCUAGGCUUUCAAAAGCUGGCAGUGAGAAGAAGUGCACUUUUAGUCCAGAGCUGAAGGUUUACCCUGGUUGAAGAGGAAAUGAGAGAUCAGAUCAAGCAGUUGUGCACUCCUGCUGUAGCCAGGAUGAUGGGUAAGACUUGGGCUCACAGAAAACAACGCAUCUGUGAAAGGUAGCUCGCAGUAGGACAUUAAACAGCAGAAGAAAUUAUCAACACAGCAGCAUGGAUUAAAUCCAACUUCUCUCUAAUUCCUGCAUCUCCAUGCUUUGAGCACCAAAAAUCCCUCUGACCUCAGUCUGGAACAAAUCAAGUCAUACAGUUCAACUGAGAUGAUCAAGUCACAACCGAAGUAAUUGCCUUCCAAUUCUUGCCAAUAAGAUGGCAAUUAUAUGACGGGGUAGCCCAAUUAUUAUUAUCAAGUCCAAUCUUGAUUCAGGAGUUCGAGUGUGGCCAAACAAAUUAAUCUUCUUCUAUCUUCUUGGUGGACCAAAUCUUACAACCACUUCCAACUUUAUCAUCUCAUUUGGAGAUUGUACAAAGUUGAGUGGAAUCAAACCCAAUCUUCAUCAUGGAAAAGAAGAAUGGAAACUUAUCGGACUCCUCUUUUGUACCACUUGAGAAAGACAUCACCUUACCUCUUUUUUGUUUUUUUUUUGUCACCUUAUAUCUUCUUACCCACGUAAAGAGUAAUAUUGAAUUGGAUAAAUGAUUCAAGCAGAGAAUUAUGCAUUGAGAUAGAGUUUACUCUGUCUUUUUACAGAUCAACGUUGCCUUCUUCAGUCCAAUUCAAAAUGCAUAUAUGAGACAAAACUUAGUUGCAGUUUAAAUGCAUCAAUUAUUUCCAUUCAGCAUGUAGUUUUUCAGAUAUGAAAUCAAAUCAGAAAACUAAGAGGCAUGUGCAGAUAAGAUAGUCUACGAGUUUGAAAGAUUUUAUCUGACAAGUUCUAUACACAUUUUGUUCAAGCUUUUUCUCAAGAUAGUGCAUUUCCAUCUGCAUUAUCACGAAGAAAACAGAACAAGAGAACUAUGGAUCACUGAAAAUUCUUCGUGUCAGAAAAGAAAUAAGCACUAAGGCCAAUAGGAGGGAAGACUUUGGCUGUUGCCAUCCAAGCAAUCUUCACCUUCAACCUGAAACUUGCUGUGGCAGUUAAUCUCAGCAUUCUUCCCCAUACUGCAUCCAGUUGGUGUUCUUACAUCACUAUCUGCCUGCGAGAGGGUGUGCUGCAUGAAACCACCAUAUUGAACCAUGGAGAUCGUAUCAGAUAGUGGCACCAUAUGACUCAGGUUGACAUCCGAAGUCGCAGAUGACAGAAGAGAGAGAGCACAAUCGAACAUCCUGCUGCCGCUGCUCCUGCCAUCGUAGGGAGUGACUGCACAAAGAUUCAGCUGACUUUGAGUGGCUUUGUUCCCAGUUUCACCAUCCUGAAAGAUGUGCAGCUGCUUUCUCUCUCCGCCAAAGCUGUAAGAGAUGGAAAAGUUAUGGUGGCUGAUGAGUUGUGGAGGAGUUCUCUUCUCAGUUCUUGUCACAUCUCCAGCCCAGUUUGACUCUGCUGCAGUAGUUGGAUAUACCAGAGGGUAUGUAGAAACCCCUGUCACCGUGCAUGAGAAAGAAAUGGUUAGUGCCAUAAUACAUGUACAAAGUGUGAUGUGGUACACAACCCAGAAGAGAACAGCUACAGCAAUGUCAAUCAAAGAGGUAAACAGAGUUGCACGACGCAAGCUGAUCGAAAUAAAGCGUCCGAAGUGCUUCACUUCCAACAAAAGGUACCUCCUUGGCGAUCUGAGAACAAUCUUCCCGAGUUUGUAGAAUCUGGUUGGGACUUCCUUCGACGCUUGUUAUGCCCAUCAAGGCGUCUCCUACAGCUUCGCUUUACCUCAUCGAAUUCUUGUAGCAGAUGAAACCUACAGAGAAAGGAAGAAGGGAAGAAUGCUGAGCUUCUUCUUUGGGAAGAGAGAGACAAAGUAGAGGAAUUCCAAGAACAAUUGAGCUUUGGUGGUUAGUCCUAAACAUCAAGAGAGGAGCUGUGGCACAACCGAAGGGAAUACAACAUCUCUGCUCUGUUACCUGCUGCAUUGCUGGCAGAAGCGCUGCUCCUGACCGCGGACCACCACCACCGGCGUCUUGGAGUGCGCCUCGCAGACCUUAUGACGCCGGUGAUACUCCCUGCACUUACUAAGAUCUGCCGUGCACCCAUCGACCGAGCACGACGCGCCAUUUGCCGGCGAUCGCGAUCGCGCUCGUGCCCUCUUCGUUGGACCAGAUGGAGACGCCGCCGCCGUCGUCGUCGAUGCAGCAGCUUGGUCGUUCGACUUGUCUGGCAACCCGAAGCAACCGCUGUUCGACCCGCCCGCCGCCGAGCCUACGCUCAGUUCGGCGUCCCGGCCCAGUUCUUCCGGGUUCCAUGGAGAUGCCACCACGGAGUGGAGCGAGCAAGGAAACCAGAACCAUGGUUCCGAGAAAUCAACAAGGGAGCGAGCUGAGGAAAGAUCGAUGGGGGAACCAACUUAGCAAACAGCCAGAGAAAGCUCAUGCAAAGAAAGAAGAUCCAACAACAGCGUCAAGAAACCAGCUUGAAAGUGCAUGACAAGAAUCAACGAGUAGCUAACAUGGCAUCCAUAUCAGACCAUGGAAACCAUCGAGCACAACAACCCAAAGAGGGAGGAGAUGACCGAGGUUAGUAGGGUACGUACGUGCACAGGGAGGCAACAGCAGCCCGGGGAGACUGAUCAUGCAACGCCUGACAUGGAUUCCAAAGACAACAACGACUAUGAAGGGGGGGAAGUCCUGUUGCUGCUCCUGUUCACCUUAUCAUGCACCUCCGCGGGGGAGCAGGCAAGCAUGUGAGUUGGUGGCGUAUAGGUGAUGGGCUUGAGGUAACAAUUAUUGGAAGGGGAAGGGGUAAACAGUCACCCUCGGUGUUGAAUGAGCCCAUGUUCUCUCCUUGCAUGAGUUGGCAAAACACUUGAGGCCUACGCGUCAUUGGAUAUGUGCCGAACGACGUUCUUAUCCUUUGUCCAACACUGGUUCUCUAUGAUUAAAGCUCGAGCAAUGUGCCUUGCGAGGGAAGUGUGCCGAAGGACAUCUGCAGCUCCCCCACCUACCCCCACGAUAGAUAGAGGAAGCGUGAGGAAGAUGGAAGCGGAUCAGUGGAGUACUAACUCCCUAUCGUCUGCUAGCAUCAAACAUGCUCGUUUCUCCGUCGAGGCAUUUUUGUGGUGGUGUAUUUAUAUAUUCGAGUGACUUAUACGUGGUUUAAUGGAAUGGAAAUUUGGAAUCGAGCA
Messenger RNA from Musa acuminata AAA Group (dessert banana), 4012 nucleotides. Its product is annotated as membrane magnesium transporter-like. Lineage: Eukaryota; Viridiplantae; Streptophyta; Magnoliopsida; Zingiberales; Musaceae. Bases 326 to 706 code for a protein of 126 amino acids. The record is from RefSeq and is a predicted model, not a curated record. The transcript is spliced from 8 exons.